Caenorhabditis briggsae is the source of this 723-nucleotide messenger RNA. The record is from RefSeq and is a predicted model, not a curated record. The transcript has 4 exons. The coding region runs from base 1 to 723 and encodes 240 amino acids. Lineage: Eukaryota; Metazoa; Nematoda; Chromadorea; Rhabditida; Rhabditidae. Gene Ontology annotation, cellular component: cytoplasm.
AUGGUUCUAGUCCACCACCCAACAACCAGUGGUGGUGGUACCCUACUGGAACGGGCGGAUCUAUCCCAUCCGAUUCCUGAAAACGCUAGAAAGCUCGCCCAACUUGUGGAGUACGAUGAGAGUCGGGUAGAACUUGGGACCCAUUCGGUAUUCGUGAGAGAAGCCCGUCCACCAGGAGCCCAUUAUGCAAAAGCUACAGUAAUCUUUCUUCAUGGACAGAGCUUUUCGUCUUCCACAUGGACCGAGAAUAAUAUAUUGAGAACCUUCGCUGCUCUUGGCUAUCGCGCCAUUGCAAUCGAUCUCCCUGGAUCUGGCCAAACUCGCGGAGCAGCUUUAUCCCAAGCUGAUAAACCAACAUUCUUGAUGGAUUUCAUAGAAACAUUAGGAUUGAAACAAGUAAUGAUUGUCAGUGCUUCAAUGUCCGCACAAUAUGUAUUACCACUGAUGACUUCGAAUAGACAUCUCUGUUGUGUGGUACUUGUGGCUCCCUCAAACACCCAUGAAGUUGUAAAUCCGUCGAGUUAUAUCGUGCCAACAUUGGUAGUAUGGGGCGAACGCGACACCUCUCUCGGCCCAACCGCUGCUGCAAACCUGAAAAACCUUCCAUCCGUCAAACUUCAAAAAAUCCCAGAAGCCGGUCACGCCUGCUACCUACACAACCCGAAAUGUUUCGAAAACUAUUGUGUCAACUUUUUUGAUUUGAUACGCAGCUAUCACCGUUAA